Neohortaea acidophila is the source of this 2183-nucleotide messenger RNA. RefSeq lists its product as uncharacterized. NCBI's taxonomy places the organism in Eukaryota, Fungi, Ascomycota, Dothideomycetes, Mycosphaerellales, Teratosphaeriaceae. The coding region runs from base 359 to 2137 and encodes 592 amino acids. The transcript has a single exon. The record is from RefSeq and is a predicted model, not a curated record.
UGAAUGGGGCUUUGUUAGAAGAGCAAGGAAGGGAGCAGAGUGGUGGCGCAGCUCUUGUGCUGACGUGGAAAUAAGGAGCCUCAGGCUGACAAACUCUAUCUUAUCUCCCCCGCAUUCAAGGAAGGGUACCGACUUGAGGCAGACCUUGGCUACGACACGCUGACACACCCAAGCUGCAGCCUGCACUCUUCCUGCUUCUUCCUCCUUCUCACCUACGCGUACGUCUACGUCUACACACUGUUGUUUGUCUGUGUCGCUCGCCCUCACCUGCUCCAGUCACCCUUGGUCUCCGUGAUAUGCCUCUCCUCGCGUGACCUUGCCACCCUACAGUUCACGUGCUGCCUCGCGUCUCGCCACCAUGCCUGCCGCCGCCAUCAAGGGCAUCCUCCUCUCGAUCGGCCUCAUUGUCGCCCUCGGCGCUGCCGCUCUGGAGAACCCUCAGAUCCAAGCCUGGCUCGAGCAACAACGACAGAAGAUUGCCGAGCUCCUCCGCACCUUGAAUGAAGAACUCGAUCCACAGAGUCGACGCACCGCCGAGGCCUUCGCCUACGAGGGGCACACUCUCGCCAACGAUGCUGGCCUGAGGAGAGAGGCGAGCGGAAGUCUCGAAGCUGCCGCCGUAGCGACUGGCCGUAGCCUGUCGAACCCAAGCACCAUCCGGAGGAUCCCCGUUCGUAGCCCGUCUGAUGCCGACCAGGCUGAAGAGCGGAGGAGGAAGGGCAGAGAGUACCUGGCCGCCCGAAACCAUCAGAUGUACGAGAUGAAACAGAGAAAGAAGGGUGUGGUGAAUAUCGAGGUGCAGGAUGCAUCGCCCAAGCCGUCUUCGCCAACCUCUUUCGAUGAAAUGGUCGACUCACAGGGCAACCUAAGGCCCACCGCCGCAGUGAUGGAUGCCGAGGAGUUGCAGCAGCAAUUACCUGCCGUCCCUUCGGGGGAUGUGUCGAGUCAGCUUGAAGACGAGAUGAGUAAACUUCUCCAGCCAGUCUCGAUUUCAGAGGCAAGCUCCUCCGCAAGCGCCUGGCAGUUGGCCUCUCAACUCGCGAAUCCAUUUGGCGAUGAGCAUGCCUUCGAUCGAAGCGAGACACCAAAGCCCCCGGUUCCGCCCAAAGUCGCCAUCGAGGCCGACACAGUGCCGUCGACGCCUACCAUGCCCGGCAGCUUCAUUCCAAAUCCACCAAUCCAGACCCCCGUGGAGGCUGAAGUCGAUCACCGCGAAUUGCCGUUUGAUGAACAACUUGCUAUUGCCUUGUCUCUCUCCGAGGCAGAAGCACAGAAAGCGGCACUCAAGGCCGUGGAGCAGCACGAAACCCAAGAUGGACGGGAGGCCGCCGACCUCCGCGAAGCUAUCGCCUUGAGCCUAAAGGAACUCGGCUCCCAGAAAGCUGCUCCACAAGCAAACCCCGAAGAGAUAGCGCCGCCACUGAUUGACGUCUCCGUUCCUACGCAAGCUACACACCUCCAUCAGCCUACUCCGCGUGGUCAUUGGGAAAUUGUCUUUGACCAAGCGUAUUCGCCAAAAGAGGAGCCGCUGUCAAUGGCCUCACCUCGCCCUAUUGUGGAGGACUCGGAGGAUGAGCUCUAUCGAGUCACGCCUCAACUGACGCAAGCACGCCUAGCCACUCACAACUCAUUACGCCCCGCGUUCCACGGUUUGGCGACGAAGAAGCCCUACGAUCCUGUUCGCGAAGCUGCUGGAUUUGCCGAGACUCAGCGAGACACUUCAACACCACUAGCGGCCGCAAUGGAAGCGUCUUUCUACUCUGCCGCAUCCUCCGCCGGCUCGCCCGCAUCGACUCACACCAUGGAUCACGAAAUGACCCCCGAACGCAUCGAGGUAUCACAAGGCGCCCAAACUCCGGUGUCCAAACCGGCUUUCGAUACGGAUUCCGAGUCGGAAACCUUUGCUUCUGUUUCACCGCUAGCGUCGCGCUCGCAAUCUCAGACACGGAGUGAGGUGUCCAACAUAGAAGUCGUAGACGUGGUAGACGACAGUGAUGUCGACAUGCUCUCGGAGGAGGGCGACGGAAUUGCAACUCCCGACAGCUGGUCCGAAGUCGGGAGCAGAGAUGGAGAGAGCGAGAUGGAGGAGGAAGAGGAGCGGGCACGGGCGACACGGAGAAGUGUCGGGGCUAUGUGAAUAUCAUGAGUGAAAUGGCGUUUGGAGCGGUUUGGCGCUUUGGAGA